AUGCCACAGAUCGAUACGGCAAUUCGUGGUCUCUGGAAUGAUAAGAUAGCACAGUUAGCACCAAUUCUAGGAAAGAUUGGGUACUUGGAAAGUGUUAGUCAGAACUCCGAGUACAUUACUGUUAUCAGCGACGCAAUGACAAAUGUCGGCGCAAGAAGUCAGAAUAAGUCGCUAGGAAGGUCCAUUGAAGAGCUGGGCGGUAAUGGUGGGAUAGAAAGAAAACUAUGGGGGUGUUUAUUGAGGAUUUCGGAUGAGAACAAAGGAAGGGCGGGAGGUAUCUUGAAGAGCUUGAUGAACAUUGAAGGGGAUCUAAUAGCCAGCAAGACUACGUGUGAUGGCGAGGAACAGGACGUCUUAUUUCUACCCGAGGAAGAUUUUGAGGAGGAUCAAAAGGAGGAACUAUUUUUUGAUGAUAUCUCUGCGGACGAAAAUAGCCUUUUCUCAUGGGAUGAAAAAAGCGAAUGCGGCGAGGGAGGCAAAAGUGACAGUUUGUUUGGUUGGGAAGACGAGGAUGAGUCUUCGUUGUUUGAGACCCCCAGAAGCCCACUUAUGGGCCUGGGACUCUUUGCAAACGAAAAUGAGCUCCCUUCCCUUGAAAAUCAUGAGUCUGAAUCUUUGUUUGCACCCGAAACAUCCACCGAGAAUGUGGGGGACGAGGAUAUGAUAUGGAUUUAA
Molecule: messenger RNA, 675 nt
Organism: Morchella sextelata
Lineage: Eukaryota; Fungi; Ascomycota; Pezizomycetes; Pezizales; Morchellaceae
Exons: 1
Coding region: 1-675 (224 amino acids)
Source: RefSeq, a predicted model, not a curated record